ACCACACAAUCAACUGUCAGGCUGGGGAGACGGAAGAGUGACCACCGGAGCUGAAAUAACUACAAACUUUACAGACUUCCAAUUUCUUAUAUAAAUAAAGGGGUUAGUAGUGAAUUACGUUUAGAGUUUAACGUGACUGCAUGUGAUGAAAACGCAGCUUGUAGAUGAAGCGCCUUCAUCUCGAGUUUGCGCUUCCGUGUUGAAGAAGGGGAAUACCUUAACUAUCUAUUUCAGCUGCGCUUGUGUUUGUAGGCCUGGCCAGGGACGCGGGGAUGUAGUACUGACAAGUACUGAGAAGUACAGAUAAGUACUGCUCACACUCAGGUUCCUGGCUGGAUUUGUCCCCGGCAUGAAGAGGAAAUCUACAACUAUGGGUUUAACUCACAGUCAGUCUCCAUGUGAGCGGCCGGUGCUCUCCAGCGGACCUGUAAGCUCCUGUUAGACCACACACCUGAGAUUUACCUGCACACAAGACAGAUUUACCUGCUAUACCUCACACACACAGUGAAGGUUCAUCAAAUUAUUCCUCGAUCUGCCCUGAUUCUUAUCUGCAGUAUCUGUAUUUCCUGAGACAUCUUCCAGUGUUAUUAGUAAUCCUGUCCUCGCAUUUGGACAACUAUUAACCCAUUCUGCCUCAGACAUAGACAAACUCAGAAUCAGGGAAGUGCGCACUAAGUGUACGAAAAGUAAAUUGCGAUUUGGGCGGACAUAAAGGCGAUUCAUAGACAUUUCCGGGAAUUGUUAUCAUCCCACAAUAAUCUGUAAGUGGAAGAAACCAUGGAGCCAAAUCACAGAGAGGCGUUUCCCUUGCCUCUGGACAUCUGGGAGGAAAUCUUCCUAAAUCUUCCUCCUCACCAGGUGGUUUGUGUGUGCCGUUUAGUGUGCCAUCAAUGGAAAGAUGUGGCAGACAGCGAGUCUUUCUGGAGAGAAAGGUGUAGAAGAGAAGGAUAUCGCCUCAGAGAUGCUUCCAAAACACCCAAAGACUGGAGGUUGUUUUAUUUCUGUUGCAAGAACAGGAGAAAUCUUCUCAAGAACCCCAGAGGGGACGAUAAAUUGAGGGGUUGGGUCGUUGAGGACGAUGGUGGGGAUCACUGGAAGAUAGAAGCACUAAUGGAACCACAUCCAAAUGAUGCAGUCCAGACAAACUUUGUGACUUCUUACGGAAUGUGCAAAAAGUCACAGAAGAUAAAUUUGGCGAAGGAAGGUUACAGUCCAUCUUUUAUGGAUAAGUUCCAGCCACACAUCCAAAUAUCUGAUUGGUACUCACCUCGAUGGGAUUGUGGCUCUGAAUAUACAAUCUUGGUGCAGCUGUUGAAUCACAAGAAGGAGGUGAUUCAGGAAUUUGCUCCUGAGACUGUGUACUUCCAGCAGUGGAAUGAUCAUCAGUGGCAUCAGAUGACCCACGUCUUCAAGGACUAUGGACCAGGAGUGAGAUAUGUCUAUUUUGUACACGGUGGCAAAGAUACGCAGUUCUGGGCAGGAUGGUAUGGCAUUCGUGUUACGGACAGCUGCGUUGAGGUGUGUCCAGCGAUAGAUGCGUAGCUUAUCCAGUUAUCCUACACCUGUAUUAGAUCACAGGUUUCAAAUAGCUUAGCUUUAGCUGAUUGGAAACCACCUCACCCAUUUGCUCUGCAAAAACCUUUAUUCAGCAAAACCGUCCUGCCCAAAGCUAACAGUCACAGUUUACUAGAGAAUCAACUAUGUAACAAAGCACCUUGUCAAAUAUGUUAAUCUUGUUUUGAUCAUUUGUGGUGUGGGGAAAAGUCUUUGGAAUCUUUUUUUUGUUUGUUUUUUUGGCAUGAAUGUGACCUAAAGGAUCAGUUUCAAAUACAAAAAAAUAAAGAGAAUAUAAAUAAACAAACAAGGCAAUUCAAGUGCCAUGACAUAAUGUAUAUAAAAUGUAUACUAUGUAGAAUUGUGUCCCUACCUGUAAUACCCUGAAAUUGCCAUGGCACCAGAGGCACUAUUGAUGUGAAGGAAAUGUCAUUUACUCAAAUCAAUUAGUUUUACCAUUAACAUUUUGUUUUGUGAUAAUUUGUUAAUGAUGAACCUUUACAUGUUUAGAGAGAAGUCAUUUAUUUAAUCAUCUUCCCUGUCCAAUUAGAAUGUUGGAAAUAAGUGUUAAGAAUGUUUUUAAUGCCUGGUUUAAACAUGUACUCCAUGUCAGUGGUCCUGUGAGCACCAUCUUUGCUGUUUCCUUUCCAACUUCCGUCCUGCCUCGGUCUGCUGUCCCACAUUAUCGUCUUGCUCAUAAGUGGCCUUAUACAGGGAUCCACCAAUUCACGUUAAAUGAAUGUAUAUUCAGAAAUGCUUUAAAAAAAGUAACAUUUUCUUUAAAAUUGUACAAAUGAAUAAAUAAAUCCUGUAAUUUGAGAGAUAUGAGGAAGUGAAUGUAGAUUUUCUAUUAUGACAAGAGUAAUAAGGAACCUGAGUUUAAGAGUGGAGCCUAACAAAAUAAUGCAAAAUGUCAAAGUAAAGUCCCCAUAAAAACAUAUAAAAGAGGUAAAGUAAAUGUAAUUCAAAGAAUUUGCUUGGCAUACCUUAAGCAUGAAAGUAAUCCAAGUACCGUGAGUUGUUUACUGAUACUUUUCCAAUCUUUUUUUUAUACCACUGAUCCUCAUUGAUACUCAUUUAUUACAUCAUAAAAAUGUAUAACGACACUGAAUCCACAUACCUAUCAGAACACAAAACACACUGCAUUGAAAGAUUUAAUCUUAAUACUGGUUUAUUGUGGUGCUUCAUUACAAGUAAAGUACAGUACAUCACUGUCAAAUUAAAUAAAAAUAAAAAACUCAAACAUG
This is a messenger RNA of Cololabis saira (Pacific saury), 2801 nucleotides long. RefSeq names its product F-box only protein 6-like. Gene Ontology annotation, molecular function: ubiquitin protein ligase activity; protein binding. Lineage: Eukaryota; Metazoa; Chordata; Actinopteri; Beloniformes; Belonidae. The transcript has 6 exons. Bases 778 to 1542 code for a protein of 254 amino acids. Gene Ontology annotation, cellular component: cytoplasm; SCF ubiquitin ligase complex. The record is from RefSeq and is a predicted model, not a curated record. Gene Ontology annotation, biological process: SCF-dependent proteasomal ubiquitin-dependent protein catabolic process; glycoprotein catabolic process.